GGCUUGGCAACACCUGGGACGUCCAAAGCACCCAUUCUGGCAGGUGUCCAUGGGAGGAAAACAUGGAGAGAAUCACCAGGCGCUGCUCAACGAGGGAGAGGAGGCUGAAAUGGAGAUGUUUGGCUACAAGACCCACGGUUUCCGGAGGGCCCUGUGCAUCGCUGGCCACCUCCUGUCCUGCGGGGCUCUCCUGCUCGUCUUUUACUGGAAGCCGGCGUGGGACGUCUGGGCAAACUGCGUGCCGUGCGACUUGCAAGAGGCAGACGUGGUGCUGCUCAGAACCACGGAUGAAUUUCAGACUUAUUCCCGGAAGAAGGUGACCUGGAUCUCUCUGUCCUCCCUGAACUAUAUCCGUCGAGAUUCUGCUGUCGUUGCUGAUGGAAGUUCUCUUUUGAACAGGGUUGUCAAGAAACCUGAGUUGAAAGUGAGGUGCCUCCAGGUGCAGAAGAUCCGGUAUGCCUGGGACCUGGCGGCCAGAUGCUUCCAGAAGGUCGGAGUCCUCGAGGAAAGCCACACCUGUGCAGAUAUCCAUGCCAAAUUUGGAUCUGGGCUGCCCCUCAAAGAGCAAGAAGUCAGGAAGCUGAUCUGUGGACAAAACAUCAUUGAUGUGGAGAUCACGCCUAUUUGGAAGCUGCUUGUCAAAGAGGUCCUCAACCCGUUCUACGUCUUCCAGCUCUUCAGCAUCUCUCUGUGGCUUGCAGAAGAUUACAUCGAAUACUCCGUGGCCAUCGUCCUCAUGUCUCUCCUUUCUAUCGCUCUGACGGUCUAUGACCUCCGGAAGCAAUCUGUGAAGUUGCAUCGCCUGGUGGAGUCCCACAACAGCGUCCCGGUCAAGGUGUGCAGGAAACAGGCAGGUUUGCAAGCAACACAGUCGCGCUACUUGGUGCCUGGAGACCUGUUGGUCCUGGAGGGGGGCAAGCUGAUGCUGCCCUGUGAUGCUAUCCUGGUUCACGGCACCUGCAUCGUGAAUGAGGGCAUGCUGACGGGGGAAAGCAUUCCUGUCACCAAGACUGGCCUGCCUCGAGACAACGGUCAGCAGCCCUGGCAGACGAGCUGUGUGGACGAUUUCCGGAGACAUGUCCUCUUCUGCGGCACCCAGGUCAUCCAGGCCAAGGGAGAUGGCAAGGAGCCCGCCAAGGCAGUGGUGCUGCGGACCGGUUUCAACACUGCCAAAGGGGACCUGGUGAGAUCCAUCCUGUACCCCAAACCCAUGAACUUCCGGCUCUACAGGGACGCGAUUCGGUUCCUCAUGUUCCUUAUUGGAAUUGCUGGGAUUGGGAUGGUGUACACCUUGUGUGUCUUUGCACUCAAUGGGGAAGAGGUUGGCGAGGUGGUGAAGAAGGCCCUGGAUGUGAUCACCAUUGCUGUCCCUCCUGCCCUCCCCGCUGCCUUGACCACAGGCAUCAUUUACACGCAGCGGCGGCUGAAGAGAAAAGGGAUCUUCUGCAUCAGCCCCCAGCGGAUCAACGUGUGCGGCCAGCUGAACCUCGUCUGCUUUGACAAGACUGGCACACUGACGGAGGAUGGCCUGGAUCUCUGGGGCCUUGUCCUGGCCAAAGGACAGAGCUUCCAGGAGGCCUGCCGCUUCUCCCUGGGGAGUAGGCUGGUGCCCUGGGGCCCGGCCUGUGGAGCCAUGGUGAGCUGCCAUUCCCUGGUGCUGCUGGACGGCCAGUUGCAGGGGGAUCCGCUGGACCUGAAGAUGUUUGAGGCCACUCACUGGGAAAUAGAGGAUUCCAAGGACGGUGAGGGCCAAGCUGGAGAACAGGCACCUGUCAUGGUCAUCAAACCAGGACCCAAAGCUGGCCAUGGCCCCCCCGGAGGCAUCGCCAUCUUGUGCCAGUUCCCCUUCUCUUCGGGCCUGCAGAGGAUGUCUGUCGUCGUGCAGGAGUUCGGUGGGGGCCGCCAGGCCUUCAUGAAGGGGGCCCCGGAGAGAGUGGUUGGCUUCUGCCACCCCCAGUCAGUGCCCCCCAGCUUCGCCAGCCAGCUCCAGCUCUACACGGGUCGAGGCUUCCGAGUCCUUGGGCUGGCACAUAAGAUCUUGCCAGUGGGAAUGCCAACAGCUUCCCUCACAAGGGAAGAAGUGGAGUCCGGCCUGACCUUCUUGGGCUUCCUCAUCAUGGAGAACCGCCUGAAGAGGGAAACCCGGCCAGCCCUGGAGGAGCUCAGCGCUGCCCGCAUCCGGAGCGUGAUGGUCACAGGGGACAACAUCCAGACAGCCAUCACGGUGGCCAGAGAGGCCGGCCUGAUUCUGCCGGACAGCCAAGUGAUCCUGGUGGAGGCCAGUGCCCAGGUGGGGCAUCCCUUGGCAUCGAUUACCUGGGAGCUCCUGCAGGAGAACCAACUGGGCAGCUGCAGUGCACCAAAGCAGGACCUCCACGCCUCCUCGGGAGGAGGGAAGAGCCCGUUCCAUUUCUGCAUGAGCGGCAGCUCCUAUGAGGUCAUCACGCAGUCCUUUGGCCACUUACUCCCAAAGCUGCUUCUGAACGGGACCGUCUUUGCCCGGAUGUCUCCUGCGCAGAAAGCCAGUCUGGUGCAGGAGUUCCAGAAGAUGGAUUACUUUGUGGGGAUGUGCGGAGAUGGCGCCAAUGACUGUGGGGCGCUGAAAGCAGCCCAUGCUGGGAUCUCCCUGUCUGAGCAGGAGGCCUCGGUGGCCUCGCCCUUCACCUCCACGACCCCCAAUGUGGAGUGUGUGCCAGAACUCAUCAGGCAAGGUCGGGCGGCCCUGGUGACCUCCUUCUGCAUGUUCAAGUACAUGGCCCUCUACAGCAUCAUCCAGUACCUGGGCAUCCUCCUGCUCUACUGGCAACUCAGCACCUUUGGGAACUACCAGUUUCUCUUCCAGGAUCUGGCCAUCACCACCCUCAUUGGCAUGACCAUGAGCCUGAACGGGGCUUACCCCAAGCUGGUGCCCUUCCGCCCUGCGGCCCGCCUCACCUCCCCGCCCCUGCUGCUGUCCGUGGUCCUGAACAUCCUCUUCAGCCUGGCCCUGCAGGUCUGCGGCUUCGUGCUGGUGCAGCAGCAGCCCUGGUACUCCGCCGGCAACCUGCUCAGCGCCUGCUCUCCUGGCAACACGAGUCACACGGGAUCGCCCCCAGCCUUGGCCGGUCUCCCCCAGGGAGUCAACAGGACGGGUGGGGAGGAAGAGAGUUACAGGAGCUACGAGAACACCACCGUCUGGCUCCUCAGCACCAUCAACUGCCUUCUGGUCGCUGUGGUCUUCUCCAAGGGGAAGCCCUUCAGACAACCUGUGCACAAAAACUAUGUGUUUGUCCUCACGUUGGUGGUGCAGCUGGCAGUCUGCCUCUUCUUCCUCUUUGCCAACUUGGAUGAGCUCUAUGCCCGGAUGGAGCUGGUGUGCACUCCUCUGAUGUGGCGGAUUGCCCUGCUGGUCAUGCUGACCGUCACCUUCGCCGUCUCCUUCGCUGUGGAGGAGGUGGUCAUCGAGAACCGAGCCCUGUGGGGCCUGCUGAAGAGAUGCUUCGGCUACCGGUCGGCCAGCUCCUACCAGAAGCUGCGGAGGGCCGUGGAGAGGGACCCCACCUGGCCUCCCUUGGGCAAGACAGACUUCGCCCAAUCUGUGUCCCUCUCGGUGGGCGGCAGGGAAGCCUACGCCAACCCCGUCUUCGAGAGCCACGAGGAGCCGCAGUCCGGACAUCACCCCUAAGGCCUG
Molecule: messenger RNA, 3670 nt
Organism: Heteronotia binoei (common prickly gecko)
Lineage: Eukaryota; Metazoa; Chordata; Lepidosauria; Squamata; Gekkonidae
Product: probable cation-transporting ATPase 13A4
Exons: 30
Coding region: 50-3664 (1204 amino acids)
Biological process (GO): intracellular calcium ion homeostasis; polyamine transmembrane transport
Cellular component (GO): late endosome membrane
Molecular function (GO): ATP binding; ATP hydrolysis activity; P-type ion transporter activity
Source: RefSeq, a predicted model, not a curated record